AUGUGGUUCCAGAAUCGGGCUCAGCAACAGACUACCAGCCUCGUUAUCAGCGCUGCCUGCCACUCACCCCCUGGUGCUCCCUCCUCAACGCUGUGCAAUGAAGAUGUGACUUCUCCCAGUGAGGAUCCGCUUAACCCGGAUAGGCCUUCGACUAGUGAGAUUUUAUAUCGUUCUUUACAUGAGAUCGUAUUUCAACAAGCCGGAGGAUUGACGUUGGAUGGGUUCGGUCACGGCCUCGUCUUGGUCACUGUCACUUGCAUUGUCCUGCUCGCUCUCCUCUUCAAUCUGAUCAGACACCUUGCAUCCCAUCAACCUGUCCGCACCGCCCUCCGAGUGUCCGCUAUCUGCUGUACUGUUGAGAAUGACUGCUUGGUCCAUGAUCUUGGAGACUUGAUUGAUGAUCUCCUGCUGGCCAUCCACCCCUCGGCACUAGACCAGAAAGCUAUAAAUAAUGUCAGUCUAACAUCCCAGACUCAGGCUCGUAAAAAGCCCGGUAGGAGUGCGGAAAUCUACGGUAUCACUACAGACACCUACGUGUGGGAGUUUGAGUAUCUGAACAACGAGACCUAG
Molecule: messenger RNA, 570 nt
Organism: Aspergillus tanneri
Lineage: Eukaryota; Fungi; Ascomycota; Eurotiomycetes; Eurotiales; Aspergillaceae
Exons: 3
Coding region: 1-570 (189 amino acids)
Source: RefSeq, a predicted model, not a curated record